AUGGGUCCGGCCAUGGGUCCGGCCAUAGGUCCGGCCAUGGGUCCGGCCAUGGGUCCGGCCAUGGGUCCGGCCAUGGGUCCGGCCAUAGGCCAGGCCAUAGGCCAGGCCAUUGGUCCGGCCAUGGGUCCGGCCAUGGGUCCGGCCAUAGGUCCGGCCAUAGGCCAGGCCAUUGGUCUGGCCAUUGGUCUGGCCAUGGGUCCGGCCAUAGGUCCGGCCAUGGGUCCGGCCAUGGGUCCGGCCAUGGGUCCGGCCAUGGGUUCGGCCAUGGGUCCGGCCGUAGGCACUCCGGCUGUUGGCGCGAACGCCGUGGGCUGCCGCGUUUGCGCUAUUCCGGGUCCUGCUGCCGGUGCCGGAGCAGGUAGUGGUGCCGGCGGUCGUGGUGCCGGCGGCGGUAUCGCCGGUUGUGCCGGCGGUGGUACCGGUGGUGACGUCGGCCGCGAUUCCUGCCGUGGUGCCCGUUUUGAGGCCUCCCGUGAUGCCAUCGUGGGUGUGACGCCUCCUUUCUUUCGAGAAAGCGCGACAGCGGGUGAGGGCGCCUUGGCAGCUUCUUCGCAGACUCCUCAGUCGCGGUCUGCCUGCAACGUGAAAGCGCGCGGGUUCGUAGAGUUGAGCUGCAAGGCUGGCAUAGUUCUAUGUAUACCCGCCCUCCUAUGA
Molecule: messenger RNA, 654 nt
Organism: Dermacentor andersoni
Lineage: Eukaryota; Metazoa; Arthropoda; Arachnida; Ixodida; Ixodidae
Source: RefSeq, a predicted model, not a curated record